CCCAAGCUCUACUACCCAGUUGCUUUACCUGUUACGCAUAAGGAGCCCAAUCUGUAAAAGAGCAUUUUUUCUUCUCAAACUUUGAACUGUGACUUUUUUGGAGCUGUGGUGUUUUAUGACAGAAGUUGAUAUUGGUUAGAUUGAAUAACUGAACAUGAAGAAAACUAAUCACAGCACAGAUCAGCAAUAUACGGAAAUACCCCAUGAUAUUAAAGACACCAAAAAUGGAAUUGGUGGUGACCAACAAGAAGAGAAAGCCCUGGAUGUUGGCUUUUUCCAACUGUUUCGCUUUGCUACAUGGCUAGAUAUUGUGAUGAUGAUAGUUGGAGGGUUGUGUGCGAUUGUCCAUGGUGCUGCCUAUCCCCUCAUGCUGCUAGUCUACAGCGUAAUGACUAACACCUUUAUAGCCCAUGAGCUAAAGAUUCAGGAACUAGCUGAUCCCAAGAAAAGAAAUGGGACAGUGAUGGAGCUGCUGGAUAAUAACACUGUGGUUUGUGGUGUAGAUAUUGGGGCACAGAUGACCAUUUUUGCUUAUUAUUAUGUGGGCAUUGGAGUGGGUGUUCUAAUUCUUAGUUAUUUUCAGAUUGCUCUGUGGGUUUCCUCAGCUGCAAGGCAGACACAAAGAAUGCGAAAAACAUACUUCAGGAAAAUCAUGAGCAUGGAAAUUGGAUGGUUUGACUGUAAUUCUGUGGGAGAGCUGAACACAAGAAUAUCUGAUGAUGUUAACAAAGUCAACAAUGCAAUGGCAGAUCAAAUGGCCAUGUUUAUUGAGAAGAUUUCUACCUUUAUCUUUGGUUUUCUGGUGGGCUUUAUUGGAGGAUGGAAGCUGACACUGGUGAUGACUGCAGUGAGCCCUCUGAUCGGACUGGCAGCAGGACUCAUCACCAUGGCAGUUGCUAAGUUGACAGGUCGUGAGUUGCAAGCCUAUGCUAAAGCAGGCGCUAUAGCUGAUGAAGUCCUCUCUGCCAUCAGAACAGUUUUUGCAUUCGGUGGAGAGGAAAAGGAGAUAGAAAGAUAUGACAAGAACCUUGAGGAGGCUCAAACCUGGGGAGUGAAAAAAGGAAUAAUCAUCGGUAUAUUUCAUGGGUUUCUGUGGUGCAUCAUCUUCCUCAGUUAUGCUCUUGCAUUCUGGUAUGGAUCCAAACUUAUCAUUGAUACUAAGGAGCUCACACCUGGAACCCUCAUUCAGGUGUUUGUUGGAGUGCUUAUGGGAGCUGCAAGCCUGGGCCAAGCCUUUCCUUCUCUAGAAGCCUUUGCUUCUGGUUGUGCUGCUGCCAAGAGUAUAUUUGAAACAAUUGAUAGGGUCCCCAAAAUUGAUUGUUUUUCAGAAGAAGGGCACAAGUUAGAGAGUGUGAAAGGUGACAUUGAAUUCCACAAUGUUCAGUUCAAUUAUAUCUCCAGACCUGAAGUGAAGAUUUUAGUUGAUUUCAACUUACUGGUUAAAGCUGGGGAGACGACAGCAUUUGUUGGACCUAGUGGAUCUGGAAAAAGUACAGCAGUACAACUUAUUCAGAGAUUCUAUGAUCCUCAAAAAGGAAUGGUCACCCUGGAUGGCCAUGAUCUUCGAAGUCUGAAUAUCCAGUGGCUGCGUUCAUUGAUAGGCAUUGUAGAGCAGGAACCAGUUCUCUUUGCCACAACUAUAGCAGAGAACAUCCGUUACGGCCGACCAGGAGUCAGCAUGGAGGAGAUUAUACAGGCUUCUAAAGAAGCGAAUGCUUAUAACUUUAUUAUGGACCUUCCACAGAAUUUUGAUACACUGGUUGGAGAGGGUGGAGGUCAGAUGAGCGGUGGGCAGAAGCAGAGGAUUGCUAUUGCUCGAGCUCUGGUCAGAAACCCCAAAAUCCUUUUGCUGGACAUGGCAACCUCAGCCCUGGACAAUGAGAGUGAAGCUAUAGUGCAGGAGGCACUAGACAAGGCCCGUGUUGGCAGAACUACCAUCACUAUCGCUCAUCGUCUGUCUACAAUCCGUAAUGCUGAUGUGAUUGUGGGUUUUGAACAUGGUCGUGCAGUGGAGAGGGGCACACACAAAGAAUUAAUGGAUAGACAGGGAGUCUAUUUCACUCUUGUUACACUUCAGGAGCAAGGACGCAUUAAUUCGGUAACAGAUGAAACUGGCAAUCUUGAAGAUGAUAGGAUUGAGCAGACAACAGGUUUCAGCAGAGGAGGCUAUCAGGCAAGUUUAAGACGAUCCUUGCGAAAGAAGCUAUGGUCUCAAACGUCAAACCACUUGAUUGAUGCUAUAUCUGGGGAAAUAAAAUUUGAUUCUGAAAACCUUGAAAUGACAGCACUUAGCGACACUAAGAACAUUGAUGAUGAGGAAGAGAUAACCGAAUCAGCACCAGUGGCUCGAAUUCUAAAGUACAACCAGCCAGAAUGGCCAUAUAUGGUGCUUGGCUCUUUUGCAGCAGCCUUAAAUGGAUCUGUUAAUCCCAUGUAUGCCCUCUUAUUCAGCGAAAUCAUAGGGACGUUUGCUAUCAGAGACCUGGAUGAACAAAAAAAGCAGAUUAACUUGAUUUGUGUACUAUUUGUUGCUGUCGGAAGUAUGAGUUUCUUCUUACAGUUUCUAGAAGAGUAUGCAUUUGCUAAAUCUGGUGAGCAACUUACUCGAAGGCUAAGGAAGAUGGGUUUUCAGGCUAUGCUCAGACAGGAAAUUGGAUGGUUUGAUGAUCCUACCAACAGCCCUGGAGUUCUUAGCACUAGACUGGCUACUGAUGCAUCCAUGGUGCAAGGGGCUACUGGGAUUCAGAUUGGCGUGAUAGUGAACUCUCUAACAAAUAUUGGAACCUCAUUUAUCAUUGCAUUCUACUUCAGCUGGAAGCUAGGCUUGGUUGUAACAUGCUUCCUUCCUCUUAUUGCCCUCUCUGGUGUCAUACAAGCUAAAAUGCUAAUUGGUUUCACUCAUGAAGAUAAGAAAGCAAUGGAGGUAGCAGGACAGGUUGCUAAUGAAGCUAUGGUCAACAUCAGGACAAUCGCAGGCCUGGCUAAGGAGAAAAAGUUUUUGGCUCUAUAUGAACAGCAGCUGUAUGCACCCUACAAAACAGCCAAGAAGAAGGCUAACAUCUAUGCCAUCUGCUUUGCCUUUGCCCAAUGUGUUAUCUUCAUGGCAUAUGCAGCCUCAUUUAGAUAUGGUGGCUAUUUAGUUAAUUUUGAGGGCCUGCACUAUGUGGUUGUUUUCAGAGUAAUCACUGCCCUUGUAAUCAGUGGUACAGCACUUGGAAGAACUUUCUCUUUCACUCCAGACUAUGCCAAAGCUAAGAUUGCUGCUGCACAGUUCUUUAAAUUGAUUGACAGAAUUCCUAAAAUUAGCUGUCAGGAAGAGGGGAAAAGAUGGGAUAAUUUUAUAGGUAGAAUUGAGUUCAAAGACUGCAGGUUUACCUAUCCAAGCCGGCCUAACAUCCAGGUGCUGAGGGGACUGGAGAUAGAAGUGAGCCCUGGCCAAACUCUUGCUCUUGUAGGCAGUAGCGGUUGUGGCAAGAGCACAAGUGUUCAGAUCCUGGAAAGAUUUUAUGACCCAGAUGAUGGUCAAGUGCUAAUAGAUGGACACCCAUCCCAUGAAAUUAAUGUACAGUUCCUCAGGUCACAGAUAGGAGUUGUAUCUCAGGAGCCUGUGCUUUUUGAUCGCACAAUAGCAGAGAACAUUCAAUAUGGAGCUAACACACAAUCCAUCACCAUGGAUGAGAUCAUAGUGGCUUCCAAGAAGGCUUAUCUGCAUGAUUUUGUAAUGAAUCUACCUGAUAAAUACGAGACAAGAGUUGGAGCACAUGGUUCACAGCUGUCUAGAGGGGAAAAACAGCGUAUUGCAAUAGCUCGUGCCAUAAUCAGAAACCCCAAAAUCCUUCUGUUGGAUGAGGCUACCUCUGCCCUAGACACAGAAAGUGAGAAGACAGUUCAGGCGGCGUUGGAUGAAGCUCGAUGUGGCCGCACCUGCAUUGUUAUUGCACACAGACUCUCCACCAUUCAAAAUGCUGAUAUUAUUGCAGUGAUGUCUCAAGGCAUUAUAGUUGAGAAAGGCACACAUGAAGAGCUAAUGGCUAAGAUAGGAGCCUAUCACAAGCUGGUUACUACAGGUGCACCUAUAAGUUAAAAACUUUUUGUAGGAUGAUGACAUAGACCCUUGCAUUAAUUUUUUAGUAUAGUAAGUCCCAGAUUCAGUUCAGUCUUAUACAGUGGAAAACAGCUCUGAGAGUGGCAUCCGUUUAAGCAUGUAAACACCAUGACUUCAUUUUAUUGCCAGAUAAUGUCGCUGAGCCUAGACCUGACCAAAUAAAACAACCCCAGAUUAUACUCUGCGUCCAGAGGGUCGUACACUGGCCACUAUGCAUGAAGCAUCGCUUCAUGCGCUUCCCUUCUUACACUAAUGCAUCCAUCACACUGGUACAGUAUAGCGUCUUCAAAUAACUUUAAUAACUAUGGAUUUUCUCAUAGCCAAACAACUGUUUAUUCACAACAACAAAAAACUGCGUGGUAGAAACUAAAUAAAUAGUGACCUCUAGUUAUCUAGUGCGUUCCUUCUCGGGUAGGUUUCUUGCCUGCUACAGUAUGUGGAAGGCUUGGGUUUGAUUCCUGGCCUCCAGUUUAUCCCUACAGUUGUUUCAACCUAUUAAUACCCCUAUCUCACCUAUGCGCGGUGGCCAUAAGUAUGGUUCAUCAUGAUUCACCGCGAGUUUU
Clarias gariepinus (North African catfish) is the source of this 4668-nucleotide messenger RNA. Its product is annotated as bile salt export pump-like. The transcript is spliced from 27 exons. The record is from RefSeq and is a predicted model, not a curated record. Gene Ontology annotation, cellular component: membrane. Gene Ontology annotation, molecular function: ATP binding; ATP hydrolysis activity; ABC-type transporter activity. The coding region runs from base 155 to 4084 and encodes 1309 amino acids. Lineage: Eukaryota; Metazoa; Chordata; Actinopteri; Siluriformes; Clariidae. Gene Ontology annotation, biological process: transmembrane transport.